UAUAGGCAAAAAUUACAUUUCCACACAAUAAAAUGAGUGUUGGGUUAGUUAACUCGAGCUAGUGGCUAAGACAUGAUGCUACAAUAAGGCUAAAUUGGCCAGGUGCGGUGGCUCACGCCUGUAAUCCCAACACUUUGGGGAGGCCAAGGCAGGUCGAUCAUCUGAGGCCAGGAGUUCCAGACCAGCCUGGCCAAAAUGGGGAAAUCCCGUCUCUACUAAAAAUACAAAAAUUAGCCAGGCAUGGUGGUACACGCCUGUAGUUCCAGCUACUUGGAAGGCUGAGGCAGAAGAAUCGCUUGAACCCAGGAGGCGGAGGUUGCAGUGAGCAGAGAUCAAGAUCGCGCCACUACACUCCAGCCUGGGCGACAGAGUGAGACUCUGUCUCAGAAAAAAAGAAAAAAAAAAAAAAGGCUAAAUUGACCAUUUGAUCACUGAUCCUGUGAAUUAACCUUCAUCUACUGCAGGGUCCAGGCAGCAUCAAAACCCCUGCUGGUCAACCAAAUGUACAGCUGGAUCAGCACAAAUCCACUGUCACCACGUUCUAUUUAUCAACUUUCCCAACAAAUCAUAUAAGAGCUAUCAUCCUGAGAGAGUGUACCAAUUAUAUACCCAAGGCAUCCUAAAAUAAAUGAUAAUCAAAAAAAGAGAAAGUGUAAAAUAUACUUCAGAUGCUAAACUGAAGAAAUAAACUAUUUUAAAAUCUAAGUUCAUUUCUAUUAAAUUAAUAUUAAUCAAUAUUUAUGCUUUAAAUUUUAAAAUGUCACCACACUAAAUUUUGAGUCCCAUUGCUAAAACAGAGAUUGAUAGUAGUAACGUUUUUCUCUUUUCAACUGAAGGAAAUGUAUAAAAUAUUUAAAAAGACAACUGCUGAUCCCUUUAACCUUUCAGCUUUAAUAAUCCUUAUCCUUUUACCUUUAUAUAGCAAUUAUAACUUAAGAGGAACUUGUACCUUCAAAUUACAAUAAAAAAUCAUCUUGCAAAAGAGACAGAAAUCUGUUUAUUUUUUAUUUCUUACUGGUAAUAAUUGCAAUCCACUUUUCCACCCUCAGUUUCUCUUCUGACCUGCAACUCUUUCCCCAUAAUAUGCUGCAUAAGGCAAUGGAAUUACCACUUCAUUCCUUUAGGUUUUGCCUCUACUAGAGAUUGUGAAUUCCCUCAGAACAGCAUUGCUUCCUCCAGUCCUCCUUGGUACCAGCAGUGCACUACAGAGUAUAAAUUAACUACAUGGUAUUACUUUCCUCCAAGAUCAGCAUCUCCUACUAGGUAUGUACCAUCCACCCCUCACACAGUUCUAGGCCAUAAAAGACUUUCAAUUUUAGCGAAAAAUUGAGCAAGUGAACCUUUUUUUUUUUUUUGAGAUGUAGUCUCACUCUUAUCGCCCAGGCCUGAACCUCUGAAUCUUUGCUACCCCACUUGUAUCAGCAAAGUACAUUACAAGUGGACAUUUGUAUUCUUUUGUAUUAAUCUUGCCUACAUUCCUUUCCUAGUAGCCAUAGUCAACUGCCUCUUUCGAAGGAACAGGUUUAUACAGUGGUUCAUCCUCAAAUACAAAUGUUGUCUACAAGAUAAUAGUAUGUCUAAUCAAACAAAAUCUCACUUCCGCGAUCAACAAUGUGGCCAUUACAAAAUUUAUGAACCUAUAAAACUGUAACACCUGUUUUUUAAAAUUUACACUAAGACAUGAAAAUGCUUUCCUAUAUAGCUAAUGUUAAGAAAGGUGCCUCACGCCUAUAAUCCCAGCACUUUGGGAGGCCGAGGUGGGUGGAUGACUUGAAGUCAGGAGUUCGAGACCAGUCUGGCCAACAUGGUGAAACCCCAUCUUUACUAAAAAUACAAAAAUUAGCCGGCUGUGGUGGCGGGCGCCUGUAGUCCCAGCUACUCGGGAAGCUGAAGCACGAGAAUUGCUCAAACCUAGGAGGCCGAGGUUUCAGUGAGCCGAGAUCGCGCCACUGCACUCCAACCUGGACUACAGAACGAGGUUGUGUCUCAAAAAGAAAAGAAAAAAGAAGGAUCCCUGGAGAGAUGGAGGUGGGAGCAAGAAAAAAGGAAAAAAAAAAAAAAGGACUGUGAAGAAACAGUUUAACAUAUUGCUUGCAUUUCCAUCUUUAUCCCAAGAGAAUUUAAACGGGAAAGAAAAAAAAUGGAGGCAGAACCCAUAAUUCAAAAUAACCAUAAAAAAAAAAGCAAAAGAUUUUAGAUUUUGCAAACUGUGCAUUUUAACCUGCUAUCCUUUCAAGUAAUUUUUAAAGAAGGAUUUUUUUAAUCCACAGAAUAUUUUGCUUCAUCCAGGAGCAGCUGGAUCUCAUACCAUCCAGUAUCCCCCGCCUCCACACACACGCCGCUACCACUAUCAGCCCCUGAGCCAAACGAUCCAUCGCGGUAAAGAAAAAAAAAAAAAAAAAAAAUUAAACCAGGAGGUUCAUCUUCCCAAUUCUCUCUAAGAAACAGUCAUAGUCUGUCCUCCUCCCACCCCCAGGAAAAUUGCCUAUUCUAACAGAACUAGGAGGGAGGGGGGAAAUCAGCUCAUCAUCUUUCUCCAUAGGGAAAAAAAUGGCAUUAACUUCCAACAAGAAACUGCUGCUCUUCUACCGUAUCCCCUUUAGAACAUAAAAUAUUAAGAAAGGGUUUCUGAAGCAUCCACAGGAACAGAAAACUGAAGCCUGAAGCACUUCACUCUGCAGCAAGAUAGCCUCUUAAAAAUCAUCCAGAAUUUGGGGGAUGGAGGUAACCCGUCAAUACCCGCGACACCCCUACCCUAAGGUGGGGAGCAGGAUUCCGUCAAACAGAAAAUGCCACUCUCCGCCCCCUCCGCCAUCCGGAACGCUGACCGGCGCGGAGUGCGGGGGCGGCCGAGGGCGGGAGCGGCGAGGAGGCGGGACGCGACACACGCACCACGCCGAGAACUGCUUCACCGCUUUUUAAAAGGUCGCAGAGGGAGCGGCGGCCGCAGCGCCAGGGAAACCCAGGACCGGGAGAGGAGGAGCGGCGGCGACGGCGGCGGUAACUCGGGAGGAGCGACAAACAGCCCCAGCGCGCGACAGGGGAGGGGGCGACGGGGGCGGGGCGCGAGCCGACGGACUGCGAGGACGGUCACCGCGGCGACGGCCGGCCGGGCGCGCGCACGCGCGCUCCCUUCCCUCCGCCCCCGGGAGCCCGAAAAAGAUUCCCACCCUCGCCCGCGCCGCCGGCCCCUCCCCCGCGCCGCCGGCCCCUCCCCCACUUCCGGCGUCUCCUAG
Gorilla gorilla gorilla (western lowland gorilla) is the source of this 3236-nucleotide messenger RNA. RefSeq names its product RNA-binding protein with serine-rich domain 1-A-like. The record is from RefSeq and is a predicted model, not a curated record. NCBI's taxonomy places the organism in Eukaryota, Metazoa, Chordata, Mammalia, Primates, Hominidae. The transcript has 2 exons. Bases 2790 to 3236 code for a protein of 148 amino acids.